Messenger RNA from Aureococcus anophagefferens, 624 nucleotides. RefSeq lists its product as hypothetical. Lineage: Eukaryota; Pelagophyceae; Pelagomonadales; Pelagomonadaceae. The record is from RefSeq and is a predicted model, not a curated record. The transcript is spliced from 2 exons. Bases 1 to 624 code for a protein of 207 amino acids.
AUGCCCAGGAAGGCCCUCCUCAUCAGCUGUCUUUCCGCCGUCCCUUCCAAAAAACUAAGAGCAUCCCUUGACUUGACUUACGUGAUCCGAACCACGGUCGCUACAGAACGGCUCCCAUUGCCAGUUAGCGCCACCACCGCACCACCUCAAAUUGUCGAGGCUGCGAUCUUGCAUGCUGUUGCCAAAGUGGAAGAUGCAAAUAAGAUCCUCAAUGUUAUUGCUGGCCUGCUCAAAAAAAUUUGUUUAGAUGGAAGUUUAGUCCCCGAAAUCGUUUCUAUUCCAGACUUCAUCAGUAGCAUCGUAAUCCCAGUUCGCAUCCAUCUCCGUGAAAGUCGCUGCCCGCGCUUAUCUGUACGCGCCCUUCGUCUUCGCUCCCGCCCCGUGCUUGGUGAGCAGGGGGGUGUUAUGGCGGUUCAACCUGAGCAUCCAACAGAUGCUUCAGUACCCUUUAGUAAAGUUAAGUCUAAUCUGCUAACUCUUACUGAGCACCAUAAUUCAGACAUUGGAAGUCUCCUUGAGUCCCUUGCAAAUGAUAAAACCAAGCUCACUCUCGUUCAGGCUAAGCUAAGUUCGGUUCUAACCACGGUUGAAGAAUACAGGAGCGAAAACGCUCUAGUACGUUGA